This is a messenger RNA of Prunus armeniaca (apricot), 372 nucleotides long. NCBI's taxonomy places the organism in Eukaryota, Viridiplantae, Streptophyta, Magnoliopsida, Rosales, Rosaceae. The record is from the annotation of a GenBank genome assembly.
AUGGAGGAAGAAAAGAAGGCCGCGGCGGAAGACACUUUGAGACGGCUAUAUGGUUGUUGGGCGGAAAGAGCGGUAGAGCAUGGGUCCACCACCAACUUGGUGGAAUUUCUUCAUGCAGGUCCGGAGGAUGAUGCACUCGAGCUCAAGGAAGUAGAGUUGGCGCCAAGUGAGAUGGACGAUUCGAAGACGGAAGUCCAAGACCCUUUAACUUCAGGCCAAGAUGGAAGAGCUAUUGAGAGAGUUCAGGAUUGCUUCGCUUGGGAUUACACCGAGAUGCCCGGAUUGAGUCGUGACUUGGUCGAGCAUCGCCUACCAACGGUGGAAGAUUUCAAGCCCUUUAAGCAGCCGCCCUGCCGAUGUCGGCGAAAGUAG